AUGUUUUAUUUCCACUGCCCGCCCCAGCUGGAGGGCUCGGCACCCUUCAGCAGCCACUCCACGGGGGAUUUCGACGAUGGGUUCCUCCGGAGGAAGCAGCGCCGGAACCGGACCACGUUCACCCUGCAGCAGCUGGAAGCUCUUGAAGCAGUUUUUGCCCAGACACACUACCCAGAUGUCUUCACCCGCGAAGAACUAGCCAUGAAAAUAAACCUCACAGAAGCACGAGUGCAGGUCUGGUUCCAGAACCGAAGAGCCAAGUGGAGGAAAACGGAGAGGGGCGCCUCCGACCAGGAGCCGGGAGCCAAGGAGCCCAUGGCCGAGGUGCAGCCGCCGCCCGCGAGAAACAUCAGCUCCCCGCCUCCCGGGGAGCAGACCCGCAGCAAGAAGGAGGCCCUGGAAGCUCAGCAGAGCCUGGGGCGGACCGUGGGUCCUGCAGGCCCCUUCUUCCCCUCCUGCCUGCCGGGGACCCUCCUGAACACGGCCACAUACGCCCAGGCCUUGUCACACGUGGCCUCCCUAAAGGGGGGCCCACUGUGCUCCUGCUGCGUGCCAGACCCCAUGGGGCUCUCCUUCCUCCCCACCUACGGCUGCCAGAGUAACCGCACUGCCAGUGUGGCCGCCCUGCGCAUGAAGGCCCGGGAGCAUUCGGAAGCUGUGCUACAGUCCGCCAACCUUCUGCCGACCACCAGCUGCAGCCCGGGCCCGGCGGCCAAGCCCGCGCCCCCCGACGGCGGCCAGGACAAGACCCCUCCCACCAAGGAACAGAGCGAGGGCGAGAAGAGCGUAUGA
Molecule: messenger RNA, 792 nt
Organism: Lepus europaeus (European hare)
Lineage: Eukaryota; Metazoa; Chordata; Mammalia; Lagomorpha; Leporidae
Gene: DRGX
Product: dorsal root ganglia homeobox
Exons: 6
Coding region: 1-792 (263 amino acids)
Biological process (GO): regulation of transcription by RNA polymerase II
Molecular function (GO): DNA-binding transcription factor activity, RNA polymerase II-specific; RNA polymerase II transcription regulatory region sequence-specific DNA binding
Source: RefSeq, a predicted model, not a curated record